This is a messenger RNA of Nycticebus coucang (slow loris), 2816 nucleotides long. RefSeq names its product prohibitin 2 (gene PHB2). Bases 94 to 963 code for a protein of 289 amino acids. Gene Ontology annotation, biological process: mitochondrion organization. Gene Ontology annotation, cellular component: membrane; mitochondrion. The record is from RefSeq and is a predicted model, not a curated record. The transcript is spliced from 8 exons. Lineage: Eukaryota; Metazoa; Chordata; Mammalia; Primates; Lorisidae.
UCGUGUGAAGGGUGAGAUCUUUAAACUGGAGCAGGGUCGAGGCGGGCCGGCACCCCCUUCUGAACUCUGGUGCCGCCGGCCUCAGGAUCAGAUAUGGCCCAGAAUUUGAAAGACUUAGCGGGACGGCUGCCCGCCGGACCCCGGGGCAUGGGCACGGCGCUGAAGCUGCUGUUGGGAGCUGGCGCCCUGGCCUACGGUGUCCGCGAAUCCGUGUUCACCGUGGAAGGAGGGCAGAGAGCAAUCUUCUUUAAUCGGAUCGGUGGCGUGCAGCAGGACACCAUUCUGGCCGAGGGCCUUCACUUCAGGAUCCCCUGGUUCCAGUACCCCAUAAUCUAUGACAUUCGGGCCAGACCUCGAAAAAUCUCCUCCCCCACAGGUUCCAAAGACCUGCAGAUGGUGAACAUCUCCCUGCGAGUGCUGUCUCGGCCCAAUGCCCAGGAGCUUCCUAGCAUGUAUCAGCGUCUAGGGCUAGACUACGAGGAACGAGUGUUGCCGUCGAUUGUCAACGAGGUGCUCAAGAGUGUGGUGGCCAAGUUCAAUGCCUCACAGCUGAUCACUCAGCGGGCCCAGGUGUCCCUGUUGAUCCGACGGGAGCUGACCGAGAGGGCCAAAGACUUCAGCCUCAUCCUGGAUGAUGUAGCCAUCACGGAGCUGAGCUUUAGCCGAGAAUACACAGCUGCUGUAGAGGCCAAACAAGUGGCCCAGCAGGAGGCCCAGCGGGCCCAGUUUUUGGUAGAAAAAGCAAAGCAGGAGCAGCGGCAGAAGAUUGUGCAGGCUGAGGGAGAAGCUGAGGCUGCCAAAAUGCUUGGGGAAGCACUGAGCAAGAACCCUGGCUACAUAAAACUUCGCAAGAUCCGGGCAGCCCAAAACAUCUCCAAGACGAUUGCUGCAUCACAGAAUCGUAUCUAUCUCACUGCUGACAACCUUGUGCUGAACUUACAGGAUGAAAGUUUCACCCGGUAAGAGAUGUGACUGCACAGGAUGGUAUCACAAAGAACAUGGAACUUUAAAAGUGGUCAGUUGCGUUCUGGAGUUGUAGUAUCUACUCAUUGAAAGACUAUUUUUCUAAACCAAAAUUAGAAAAGGAGGUACUUGACAGUUCCUAACAUGCAUCCCAUGGUAUUGAUUUUAUGAGAUCAAAUAGAUUAUUCAUGUAGAAAACACUGUAAUUGGGCGGCGCCUGUGGCUCAGUGAGUAGGGCGCCGGCCCCAUAUGCCGAGGGUGGCGGGUUCAAACCCGGCCCCGGCCAAACUGCAACAACAACAAAAAAAAUAGCUGGGCGUUGUGGCGGGCGCCUGUAGUCCCAGCUACUCGGGAGGCUGAGGCAAGAGAAUCUCGUAAGCCCGAGAGUUAGAGGUUGCUGUGAGCCGUGUGAUGCCACGGCACUCUACCAAGGGCAGUACAGUGAGACUCUGUCUCUACAAAAAAAAAAAAGAAAACACUGUAAUUGUAAAGUUUUAUCUAAUUGAAAAUUGGUAAUCGGUAGCCGGGCGUUGUGGCGGGCGCCUGUAGUCCCAGCUACUCGGGAGGCUGAGGCAAGAAAAUCGCUUAAGCCCAGGAGUUGGAGGUUGCUGUGAGCUGUGUAAGGCCACGGCACUCUACCGAGGGCCAUAAAGUGAGACUCUGUCUCUACAAAAAAAAAAAAAAAUUGGUAAUCGGGCAGCGCCUAUGGCUCAUUGAGUAGGGCGCCGGCCCGGUAUACCGAGGGGGACUGUUCAAAACCAGCCCUGACGAUUGCAAGAGGGACUUUACCUAACAAUUGCAAUCAGUGUAACCUGGCUUAUUGUACCCUCAAUGAAUCCCCAACAAUAAAAAAAAAAAAACGGCCCUGACCAAACUGCAACCAAAAAAUAGCCAGGCAUCGUGGCAGGCGCCUAUAGUCCCAGCCACUCGGGAGGGUGAGGCAAGAGAAUUGCCUAAGCCCAAGAGCUGGAGGUUGCUGUGAGCUGUGACACUACAGCACUCUACCGGGGGUGAUAAAGUGAAACUCUGUCUCUAAAAAAAAGAGGAAGAAAAUUGAUAAUCAGUUUUCUUACUCAAGAGCCCUCAACCUGCUACUCUGGUGCAUGGAAGGAUAUUAGGAAAGAAGAUGAAAAAUAGAAGUGGCCAUGAAAUAAGGCCUCCUCUUAUGAGCUCAAGGUUCCUGGCUGCCAACCCUAUUUGUCUUUUUCUCUUGGGAACAAAGUAAGAGAGCUGGGUGGGGCCAGCUCUGACCCUUCACAUGUGUAUUUCUCUUCUCUAUGUUUCCUGUUCAUCUGGUGACCUGGGACUACAGGGGAAGGUAAGUUGUCACUGUGUCCUUGUUUCUGUGGGGUUCUGCAUCUUCCCAGUGCCUGCCUCCUACCCACCUCACCUUUCUCUCUUCCCUACAGAUACACCCUCAGGGGAGGAGGGAAUGGCCUGGGGUGCUCUCAUGUACAUGUCCCCUAAUAUCAUUUGUCCCCUUUUUUACAGUGACAGCCUCAUCAAGGGUAAAAAAUGAGCCAGAGAACCAGGAAGUCCACCCCUGAGAGCAAGUGGAUCUCUUCUCCAAUUUUCAAGGAGCCAGCUAGAGGUCCAGCAUACUCCCAUCUCACCCCCAAUAUCAUGUGAUGGUCCCCUGCACCCGCACUGGCCUCACUACCCCUCUUGAACUAAAGAAGACUGACGAUCACCCCUUUUUCUGAGGAAUGACUUUCCUCCUUGUGUUGGCCAGGGGUGUUGGGACAGUGUGUUAUUUCUCAGUGAUUUCCUAGUGCUUUUUCCUCCCUCAAGGUUGGGAGACAAUAACCACCAACCCAGGAAUUCUCAAUAAAUUUUUAUUACUUAAGAUGAAA